AUGGCAGACUUUUCAGCCUGGAUAGAGCAGAAUAAAGGGCUCUGGACACGCGUGUACGAUGAGGUCAUUCAACCUGAUCUGGAGAAAGAGUGGAAGAAGAGGGAAGACAAUCAUAAGAAGGAGUUAGAGCAGAAGGAAGAGAACCAGCAGAUACUAUUCGAACAUCUAAACGAUGAGAUUUUGAAAACUGCCCAUCUUGUCAAGGAGAAUGCGCAACUCAAGGAACAACUCGAAUCUGCCGGUCAGACCUACCAGGAUGCUUCUAGGAUUGGCGCCUCAGGUGCGUCCGAGGAAGAGUAUCGCCACCUCGUCGCCGAGAAUGAACAGUUGAAGCAACAACUCAAGGCGCUUGAAGACACAGCUACUCUGUCGCCAGACCAUGAGACUUCCAAGGAAGUAAGAACGAACGCCUCCGAAGAAGAGCAUCAUGACCUUGCCGAGCGAUUUAGCGAAUUGACCAAAAAGUACCGUGAUAUGUCUCAUAAAAUCAAGUACCUAGAGAGGAAGAACGCUACUGUCAUGCAGAAGAACAAGGAUAUGAAAGAAAACGUGCGCGCAUGGCAAGAGUACGCGGAUAGACAAUUUGGAAAGCAAAAGGCAAAGAGUGAGGCUAGAGAGGAUGGCAAGUCUAACGUGGCUGCUGUUCACCUUCUUCCUGAGGACCGACCUCACAUGCCCUCCAGUCCAGGCUCUGCAGCCACUAUCCGCACGCCUGGAUCAUUCGUCAACCCGGAUCGCUCUUCUCCUGCUGCUUCGACUUUGUUUCCGCGUUCAGUCGUGGGAACGACAAAUCGGUUGGCCUCCUCGACGACGGCUGGUGGAGAAGAUGCCCAGAGUCCGACCACGACCAUCACUCCAAAGGCUAGCAUUCGGCUGGAAGAUGCCCAGCAACAUCAGCAUCAACAUGACGAUGGCACCGGCCUCGGUGUCUCAUCACACAUUCAGCGCAUAAUAUCUGACCACGAAGGCCACCGUUCAGCGAUCCCAAGCUCUAGUCAGACAACCGUAGAUGAACCCGAACAGUCAAGAAGCAUAUUCGAACCGGCCGUGGACGCAGAUGAUGACGACGUUCCCCAGUUCGUUUCUGAGCGAUCGCUAAAACGAAAACGAGAGCAGCCAUCAAAAUCAAGGUUCGAGAUAUACGCAGAUCACUCCUCAGAUGGCACGCCGGUAAAGCCUCAUCGAGUGAAGGAAGAGCCGCAGAGUAGUCCACCAGUUUCCAUUUCGAUGGUGGCUCGGACUGAGACGAUGGAUCUUGACGAUCCUGCGCCCCAUGGACUCAAAACGCCGCGCCAACCUCGAACGCGACUCUUAUAUGACGAUGAUGCUGCAAAAACACCUCGUCAGCAUAGGCCCGACAGCGCACCGCUAACGCAGGCCAUCAAGAAUGAGAACCUGGAUAAUACUGAUCUGCUUGGUCUCUACUGUGAGACGGAUGAUCCUCAAGUUGUUAGAGGCAUCCAACCAAGGGCUAUCAGUGAGCCGGUUGAACCAACUCAAGUAGAGGAUGCCGCGUUGAGGUCUCUUGAUCCUAACGUAGUGAGCAGUGCUUCGGAGGAACCUCCAAACAAGCGCUCAAGACAAGCCCAAGCGUAUCAUCAAGCCAAACAUAACUUUUUGGCAGAGUCGGACGAAUCACCGCCUCCGAUGAACCAUGAUUCGCCGAGAUUGCCACCUAGCACAGCUCGAGCGCAGAUGAAUCAGAGACUACAAGCAUUGAAGAACCUCCAGACACCAGACAAGACUUCACCGAAGACACCCAAGUCAGGAUCGGUGAAAAUCAAGACUGAGCAAGUGGCAACCCCACCCGCAAGCUCGUCACGGCCCACCUAUACACCCUCCAGCAGUAGAAGAUCACGUAACUCAAAGUCGAAAACGCGCACGACGCCUCGCGAAGAUCUGACGCCAGAAGGUCCUUUAUGGACUAUGAGAGCUCCUGAGACGCGUACCAGUGCACGAAGGAACCGCGUACCGCCACCAAAAGAGAAAGAGCAAUGUCUCCGCGAUAAACCAGUGAGUGCGCUUAGCGUCAAGGACUUCAAGCCAAACCCAGAAUACAACCAAGGCUACAGCUACGCAUUCUCAGAGACUGUACGCAAGCGAGGCGAUCGCAUGUGCCUCCCUGGCUGCACCAACCCGCAAUGCUGUGGCUCCACCUUCCGAACUUUUGCCCAAGUCCAAGCACCGCUUAGCUCGUCGCAAGAGGAGGAACUGCUCGAGGAUUACCUCGGCGAUGCAUACAGCACCAUGCAGCUUACGCAGAUGUCGUCUGAAGAACGACAAGAGCUUGUCCUGCAAGCCCGGACCAAAAAAUUGGCCAAGGAGUCGGGCAAGCAUCGUGAGGCGUAUGAGCGACGAAGAACACCGCCGGGCUUCUGGAGAGUCGACUUCCCGACCACGCAGGAACAGCAGGAGGAUAGGGAGCGUGCCAUGGAGCAGGAUAAAGCAAUUGUGCAAGAGCGCUGGUUGGAAGCGCAUAGAAGGGGUGGGAAGUGGAUCUUUAGAGAUGAAUAG
Molecule: messenger RNA, 2514 nt
Organism: Alternaria postmessia
Lineage: Eukaryota; Fungi; Ascomycota; Dothideomycetes; Pleosporales; Pleosporaceae
Exons: 3
Coding region: 1-2514 (837 amino acids)
Biological process (GO): DNA repair
Source: RefSeq, a predicted model, not a curated record